Messenger RNA from Acyrthosiphon pisum (pea aphid), 927 nucleotides. RefSeq lists its product as uncharacterized. NCBI's taxonomy places the organism in Eukaryota, Metazoa, Arthropoda, Insecta, Hemiptera, Aphididae. The record is from RefSeq and is a predicted model, not a curated record. Gene Ontology annotation, molecular function: DNA binding. The coding region runs from base 1 to 927 and encodes 308 amino acids. The transcript has 3 exons.
AUGCCACCCUCCAAGUCAGUUUCAUUUUCACAAGAAGAAGAUACAAAACUUGCUGAAUUGGUCAGUCAACAUCCAUGUAUUUUCGAUGUGGAACACAAAUUUUAUAAAAAUCAAGGAGUGAGAGAUAAUGUUUGGCAGGAAAUAUCCGAAUACAUGAACAAGAGUCUUGAUGAAUGUCGUAAGAGAUGGAAGAAUAUGAAGGAUACUUACAAUAAACACAAAAGAAAUAAAAAAUCAGGAUCGCGAUCGUCGGUGAAAAGCAAACCAUCAAAGUGGGCACUAUCACAUUCGCUUUCAUUUCUCGACGGCGUUUCAUGUGAACGAGAUACUCAGUCCACAAAUGUACUCAUUGCCGAAAAGGAAGUCGAAAAUGUAGUCGAAGACGUGGAGGUUCAAGAACUGAAUGAUACAUUUCUUCCAUCAAUUCCAUCUACAUCGGGAAGCCACGUGGAUCGCUCAGAACAGAGAGAUGUUUCAAGACCUGGAAAAAGAAAACUUAUCACCAAAAAAUUCCCAACCAACAACUGGGAUCAGAAUGAAGAGUGGAUCGUGUUGUUAAAAAAAGGGAUCGAAGAACGAAAAAUAAUUGUUGAAACCAAUAAAUUUGAGAAAGAUGAUCCGAUCGAUACCUUUUUUAAGAGUAUGGCAUCAACGGUAAAAACGUUUUCUCCGAGUUUAAAAAUUAGAGUGAAAAAGGAAGUUUUCAACAUAGUUAAUAAUUUGGAGUUUGAAAAUAACGAUAAUAAUGAUUCAACCUCAGGAUCAAAUGAUAAUUCUGAGUAUUCAUCUUAUAGUAACUUAAGUACACAGUCAUAUCUAUCAGGAUUUACGAAGUAUAAUAUCCCAGAAGUGACUAACAGUCAAAUAAUAGAAAACAAUUGUACUAUGCAGUUUGAAGAAAAUUACGAUGAAGAAACUCAACUGUAA